AUGGGCCGUGAGCCCAGCAGCCGCGCCCUGCGCGAGCCCCACUCCACCUUCGAGGGUCCGGGGCGGGCGGGGAGCAAGUACGACUUCGUGAAGGUCCGUGUCUGGCUGGGAGAGGACCAGGCGCACUGGUACACGCUCUCCCGCUUCCUCAUCAGCAGAACCCUCACAGUGACACAGAUCCCCGCCGACAAGGCCGUCCGGAUUGCCCUGGCCGUGAAGAAGGACCUGGUGGACCGCGGGAGGCUGGAGGUGUCGCAGGAGGAGCUGGAAAGCGCGCUCACCUCCGCCCUGGUAAUCCAUGGCGUGGGCGCGCACCAUCUGCCCCGCUACCGCACGGUCUCCGCCUUCUUUCAGCGCCGAGCGCCACUCAUCGUCCUGCUCUGCGGCACCGCUUGCACUGGGAAGUCCACAAUCGCGCAGCUGCUUGCUUCUCGGCUGAACCUGCCUAACGUGCUGCAGACUGACCUCCUGAUGGAGUUCUUUCGGGGCAGCGAGGUCGUCCCCGCUCAGCCCUCUGUCUGGCACGCCGAGGACGAGGAGGCUUUGGUGUCUAGGUUCCAGGCCCAGAGCCGCCAAGUGCGGCGCGGGCUGUCCGGCGACUUGCACAAGUGCAUUGAGGAGGGCAAGUCGAUCAUCAUAGAGGGGUGCCACCUUGACCCCAGCCUGUAUUUGAACGAGUUUGGGGCGGCGGCGGUGCUUGAGGACGCACAGAUCUGCCUGGCUUCGGGGCGCACAUCCAGAGCAGACAGCUCCGACUCAGGGUCCUCGCAUGGACCGGGCCGCAUGCAAGCCCGCUCCUCCUUCGAGUCCCUGGCAGCAGCGGCCCGGUCCUCUCCCUCUCUCCUCUUCAUCCCCGUGAUCCUCUGGGUCGAUGAGAAGGAGCACCACCUGCUCAUGGGUGGAGAGGCCGGGGUGCCAGGGGGAACCGUUGGCGCCCCAGGCAUCGCGCUGCAGGCGGCGUGGCUCCAGCGCUACCUCCUCCGUUUCCAGGCGAGGGGGGUUCCCCUGCACCGCGUCAGGCCGGGUGCCUUCCAGGAGACUGUGCAGGCACUGCACAGCCACGUGCUCGACUCCAUAGAAGCAGCUGGCAAGGAGUAG
Messenger RNA from Auxenochlorella protothecoides, 1098 nucleotides. RefSeq names its product 2-phosphoglycerate kinase. The record is from RefSeq and is a predicted model, not a curated record. Bases 1 to 1098 code for a protein of 365 amino acids. The transcript has 6 exons. NCBI's taxonomy places the organism in Eukaryota, Viridiplantae, Chlorophyta, Trebouxiophyceae, Chlorellales, Chlorellaceae.